GUGGCGAUCAACUUCGAGGACGAUCCCAACUUCCGCUGGCACGUGAGAGUGCUACGAGUGCGCCUGGCGGAUGGCCGCUGGGUCGGCUGGACACCGGACCUGGACGUGGUCGCGGUGAACCUCGCCGACUACAUCGCGGUGCCGAUCCCGAGGCGGGCUCCAGCACCGGCACGGGUGCGAAGGAACCUGUACGCCGCCGACGCGCUGACGGAGGACGAGCUCGCCACAGUGAAGCUGGAGGCGGACGCGCUGGGCAACGUGCUGGGCGCCGCGCCAGCCGGGCUGGGGGCCGCGCCGACCGCUGGGGCGCUGGCGGCGGAGUGGCGCUUCGCCGACACGGCGCACGAGAAGUUCGGGGAGACCGUGCCGCCGGACAUCACCAGGAACCCGCUGCGGCCCCAGGCGAGAGGGGCCACCGGUCCGGCGGAGGUCGAGGAGGGUGGCGAGACCUUCUGGACCUUCGUGGAGAAGGUCGGCGACCCGGACUUGGACGAGUGGCUGGAGGAGAAGAGGUCGGGGCUUGGGCGAGACCCCCCCGUGCUUUCGGUCCACCGCGAGGUGGGCCGAGCGAGGUACCUCUCGAUGCGCGAGGGGCUGGCGCUCAUGCAGUUCUUCGAGACGGGCAAGGCGCCGGCCGACUGGCCAUUCCCGGCGCCCGCGCCUUCGGCGAUCCGCGAGGUGCUGCUGGCGGCCAGGGCGGCCAGGGAGGAGCUCGCGGGGUUCCACGACUUCUGGGCGCGCGCGUCGGGGGUCAACCCGGACUCGCUGGUGGCGCUGAAGCACGGGGACCUGAUUGCGGUUCUCCACCACAUGCUGAGCUUCGACCAGCUGAACCUGGGCCAGCUCUCGUCGGCGGACAUGCUCGGUCGGCUCAUCCUCCAGAUACAUCAGGCGACGAAGCGCAACCCCAAGAACCCGGACUUCCGCGGGACCGACCUGAUGGCGAUGUCGACCUUGGACUCGUCCGGCGGCGCGCUGUCCGGGGAGUUCGCGCGUUGGACGGCGGAGGAGCAGAAGUCGGCCGCCUUCGCGAUGAAGCAGCAGCGCCUGCACCAGGAAGAGGAGGACAAGCGACGCGGCAACCGCACCAACGACAAGGGCGGGGCCCGCGAGAAGGACAAGGACGCGAUGUCACGCAACGUGGCCAGAGCAGCCAUGCAGUUCGCGCCGGCGCCCGCCGCGUCGAAGGAGUUCCCGCUUGGCACGCUUGCCGAGCUGCUGCAGUGCAAGUUUAUCUACGACUUGGACACCACCCAGGCGGACUACGACGCCUCGAAGCUCAGGGUCCUCGAGCGGGGCCCCUUUCCGCUGGAUGCCCUGGACGUGGCGGGGGGCGAGUGCCGCAGGUACCCCCAGGACCCCGACAACCUCAUCGCGCUGCCGCCCGACGAGCUGGCCGCGAUCGACACGCCGGUCAAGCCGCACUGGGACCAGCACUUCGCCAAGCCAGGCGCGGCCUGGCGCGAGUUCAUCCAGCGCCUCGACAAGGCGGGGCUGGUGGCUUGGAGGCUCAGGGCCCGCGCCGAGUGCGGCGCGUUCUUCGUCGGGGAGAAGGACGACGCCAUCAGGCUGGUCUUGGACUGCAGGACGACGAACCAGCUCCGCCGUCGAGCCCCCAAGUCGCACCUGGCGACGCUGGGGGCGCUUGGCAACCUCGUGCUCUCGGACGAGUGGUGCGAGCUGUCGGCGGAGGCGCUGGGGCCCCACGACGCGCUGGACGGGUUCCAGUUCAGGGUCGACUCGGUCGCCAGCUGGUUCUCCCUCGGGGAGUCGUUCACCGCGGCCGAGGCUGGCGUCACGACCGUUUACUGCGACGAGACGGGCGGCCACGUGGAGGUCGGCCCGGAGGCGGCGGCUCGGCGGGCCCUGGCGAGCCUCGGCCAGCCGACGGCCACGCUCGCCGACUGGGCCCCGCCGCCGCCCUUCUGCCGCGACUCGGUCGUCAUCGCGCCGUACGUGGACAACGGCAACAUCAUCGCCGGCCCCCCCGAGGCCGCGCGUCGCGGCUACGACGCCUUCCGCGCCGAGCUCCUGCGCCCCGGCUUCGCGCUCCACGAGGAGCUCGAGACCCGACCUGAGUUCGAGCUCGUCGGCAGGGAGAUCCGCGGCAGGAGACGCAUGCUGCUUCCCCGGCGACGGCGCAUGUGGCGGCUGCGGUUCGCGCUCGACGAGCUGCUCCUCCGCCCCGCGCUGGCGCCCACGCAGAUGCGCCGCGUGGUGGAGCACCUCGUCGACCACUUCUCGGCACGGCGGGAGCUGCUGUCCUGCCUCUGCUCCGUCUACCGUUUCAUCGGCGACGGGGCCGGCCCCGCGCGGAGGCUCGACACCGCGACCUUGGAGGAGCUCCGCGUCAUCCAGGGGCCCCUCCCGCUGGCAGCGGUCGAGCUCGGGCGGAGCAUCGCGGAGGUGGCGUUCCGCUCCGACGCCUCCGAGCAUGGGUUCGCGGCGCACCAGACGCGCGUCGGGGCCCGCCUGGGAUUCCUUCGGGCUCGACCGACGUCGAGAGCUUCAACGCGCGCUGGCCGGCGGCCCGGACGCGGUGACUUCACGGACUUCGCCCGGGAGCACCUGCUGCGGGACGUCGCCGACGCCUGGGCGCGCUUCGUGCCCGAGUGCCAGCCGCUCGUGGGGGACCCGAGGCGGCGGGAGGCUGUCAUCGUUGGCAAGUGGAGGCGGUCGGACAAGAACAAGAUCCACAACCUCGAGGCCCGGGCCGCUCCCAUGGGUUUGGAGGGGUACUGCGCCGACCCGGCCCACCACUCCACCGCCCUCCUGUCGCUCGGCGACAACAUGCCCGAGGUGCUGGCCACAGGACGGGGAGGGUCGCGCACGUGGGACCUCCUGGCGCUGGUCCGACGUGCCGGUGCAGGGCAGGCGGCCAGCAACGCCCGCUGGGCUCGGCGCCACAUCGAGACGCACCGCAACCCGAGCGACUACGGGAGCCGGCUGCCCCACCUCCAGCCUGGCGAGGUCCAGCGCGGGGCCGCCGCCCGCCAGCUCGACGCUGGGCGACCGCGGGCGGCUCUCGCGCCGACGCCCCUUGCGGCCGCCCGCCAGCGGAUCCGCCGAGAGCCGGCCGACCGCCGGCCCCUUCGCCACCAGCAGUACUUCCUCGAGCUGUUCGCGGGGUGCAUGCGGCUCACCGCUUGCGUUGCCGCGCUGGGCCUUGCCGUCGCCGCCGCGGUGGACAUCGACCUGGGGCCGCACUUCGACGUCAGCCGGGCCAGGGUCGCCGACGUCAUCAUCGACUGGAUCGACUCCGGCCUGGUGUGGGCCGUCGCUCUCGGCGCGCCGUGCACCCGCUGGAGCACCGCCAGACACGCCCGACACGAGGGCGUCGUGGGGCGGGCCGGCUUGGCCUGCGCCCGCUUUUCGGUGCGUGUGCUGGACGCGUGUGCUCGUCGUGGCGCGCGCGUGGCGGUGGGGAACCCGUGGGCUUCGCGGCUCUGGCAGUGGCAGCCCCUCACGAAGCAGCUCAGGCGUCUCAAGUGCGUGUGCUACCGGGUCGACCAGUGCGCUUACGGAGCCGCCUGGAAGAAGCCGACCGGCCUCGCCUCCAACAUCGAGAUCGGGUCGGCCGCGCGACGCUGCCCGGGCUGCCAGCGGCACGUCGCACUCCAGGGCAAGCCCCGGCGCGGGCAGCGGGCCCGGCGCCACAACGACACCGAGCCAGGGUUCCUCCGCAAGCUGGUGGCCACGGCGGCGACCCGCGAGAAGCACGAGAGGUGCUACGCCGACGCGAAGGACGACUACGCCGGCUGGGACCUCGUUCUGGCGAACUACACCGAGGGCCUCUACCGCGCGAGCGAGGCGGCGACCGCGGCGAGGCAUGCUUUCCACGGGGUCUCGUUCGUCAACGACUGGCCUCGCCGCUCGCCCGACCUGCUCCCGAAGACGCGGCUGUCGCUCCUGGCCUUCGCGAGGUCGUCGCCAGAGCGCUGCCGCGAUCCGCCCGCGAUCGAGCUGGCGCUGCUCAUGCUCGACCACUUCCUGGACCAGCGCUUCGACUGCAACCUCCGGCCGUCCGAGGGCCCCAACCUCACGGCCGGCGCCGUCGGGCGGCCUCGCCCCGGGGCGGCAGCACAAGGCUGGACCAUCAACGUGGCGCCGGCUGAGGAGGACGCCAAGCCGCCCAAGAACCGCCGUUUCGACGCCAGCGUGCUGGCGGGGGCCCACGACAGGCAGUGGGUCUGCAGGGUGCUGGAGCUGCUGGCGGGCAACCUCGAGCCGAGCAACCGUGUGUUCAGGUCGCUGCGCCUGGCCGCCUUGGAGAAGGAGUACCGAGCCGCCUCUGCCUCGCUCGGCUUCCGCGCGGCCCCUCAUGGGCUUCGACGCGCGGGGCCUUCUCACGACGCCGUCGUUCACAAGCAAAAGAUCGAAGAUGCGCAGGCACGUGGACGCCGGGCCUCCCUGGAGUCGCUCAGCGGCGUCAGCGACGACCUCCUGCACGGGGACCCUGAAGACGACCUUCAGCCGGAGGCUCCUGAGCGUGCUGCGCGAGGGGCUUGCAGCCCAGCUUAG
Prorocentrum cordatum is the source of this 4521-nucleotide messenger RNA. Lineage: Eukaryota; Dinophyceae; Prorocentrales; Prorocentraceae. The record is from the annotation of a GenBank genome assembly.